Messenger RNA from Cantharellus anzutake, 2126 nucleotides. RefSeq lists its product as uncharacterized. Lineage: Eukaryota; Fungi; Basidiomycota; Agaricomycetes; Cantharellales; Hydnaceae. The transcript has 3 exons. The annotation marks the transcript as partial. The record is from RefSeq and is a predicted model, not a curated record.
AACUGUUUCGUCCUCCAAUGCAAAGUCCCAAACCAUGAAGCCGACGAGAGGACGAUCACGUUCUCCACACGAGCACGAACAUAGCGACGGUCGCUCCUCAUUCGAGUCAUCCCCUCCCCUCCCUACUAUCAGACGAUCAACUGGUGGAGCGUCAACAACACGGCCUCCCACAUACAAACUAAAUGGCCCCGAUGUCCACCACUCAAAUGGCUUCAACGGAUUAAAUUUUUUCCCUGCUAAUCACCUCCAGAAUCUUCCUCAAGGGGGUCCAGCCGACCUUCAGCAUACGCUCGCUCAAUUACUCGCGACGAAUCCUUACCUGGCAUCUCAACUGGCUCAGCUUCCAUCUAUUAUGAAUAUAGGCAUGGGAGCGAAUCAUCCUGCGUUAGGAGGAUUCAGCGGAUCAUUCCCUCCUGCCGGCGCACCAGGGAAUGCAUUAGGUGGUUUACCCCCGUUCGCUGUUCCAGGUUUACACCCACUUUAUUCGACUCCAUUACUUGCGAAUUUCCUUCAUCAUCAACUACAGCAACAGCAACAACAGCAGCAACAGCAACAGCAGCAACAGCAGCAACAGCAGCAACAGCAGCAACAGCAACAGCAAUCUGGCUCGAGUCCUAACCCCAGCGGCAUUGCUGGCGUCGGACCGAAUGUUGGCUUUCCAGCACAGCAGGGGCAGGCAGGAACUGGUGGUUUAUCUUUACAUUCUUUGAUGGGAGAUAGUUCGAGUACGACUUCGAACCUGAUGAACGCCCUUGGAAUCCCUCUCACCAAUCUACCCGCCAAUCAACAACGGCAUCAACAACCAUCAGCAUCCCAUCAUGUUGCGACUGCUAGUACGCCCGGGUCUGUUACUUCAGGUGGAGGUACGCCAUCUAUUUGGCGUCCCCACACGAAACGCGAUUCAGGAGAGAGAGACGACGACGACGAACCACUUCGAUUUCCUGAUCUUGCUCCUGGUGCUUCUACUUCUGGAACUGGUUCUAAUGCGAUUAACUCUUUGUCGUCGGCAUCCACUGCGAGUCAGGGAACAACGUGGCUAGAAUUCUUAAAUGCCAUAAGCAACAGCACAAUCGUCCAAUCUUCUACAAACGCACCUGAUACAGUUCCCCCAUCUUCGACGCAUUCCUCAUCGAACUUGAACCCCAACAUAAACCCAAAUCUAAACCCGAACCCGCUUAGAAGUUCUACACCGACCGUAUCAACCUCAUCGUUCUUACAACCUCCAGGCGCGGGAGCUUCUUCUGGCACGGGAUUAUCUAAUCUGUCCAACCUGCCGGGGCUUAGCGGUUUGGGUUUGGGAGGUUUGGGGGGGUUUGGGUUUAGUCAUCUAGGGAGCGGUGCAGGUGGGACGGGUGUGAUGGGGAUGGGAUUGGGAUUUGGAGGUGAAGAUAGACCUCAUAAGAGAAUGAAAAUCGACCCGGGAUUGGGACAGUUAGAUUUAGAUGGUUCCUUUUAUCAGCCUCCUCAAUACCAACACCAGUCACCUCUGUAUGGGGGACAAGGGCAGGUGCACGGAGGACAGCAUCACCAAUCCGUUCACCCUCACACCCAUCCUCAACAAGCGCCUCCCCCACCUCCCCCACAUCAUGCUUCGCACCGUGAGAGAGGAGAUACGAGGGAAAGUAUGAGCGGUGCAAGUGUUUUGGCGAGUCCACCUGAGGCUGAGCUGGACGCUGAGGCUGAUGGGAGUCAAGCAGGUGGGGAACAUGCGGGCCAUGCGAGGGGUGUCGGGGAGAGGUAUGAGGCGAGUGAGUAGGCAAUGCAUGUUCUAGUUCGGGAGAUGGAAUAGGGUCAAGGGGAUAGGAGCGUAUUUAUUGCACCUUUUCUGAGUGAUGCGUGAUCUCUUUCUGCUUUGUCUCUGUAACAGUGAGAUUCCACAUAGCUUGUUUUCUUGUAUUUUGCCCAGCUAGUAUCGUGUUCUUCCGUUCAUUCGAGUUCGUGUUGUUCUGGCAUUGUUUCAAUCUUCGAGUUUGGGUUAUCCGUCUGCUGGUUCCACGCUGCAUAGUAUUGGGCAAUGUUGCUAUUUGCGUAAUUAGUGCUGGUGACUGUUUCGUUGCCUCUGCUCUCUUGUACUUGAUCUGGAAGAAUAGCCAUUGGCGAAUUGGAUUUAAUUUUGGGGGUCAAAG